Messenger RNA from Fusarium oxysporum Fo47, 463 nucleotides. RefSeq lists its product as uncharacterized. The transcript is spliced from 4 exons. Lineage: Eukaryota; Fungi; Ascomycota; Sordariomycetes; Hypocreales; Nectriaceae. The record is from RefSeq and is a predicted model, not a curated record. Bases 79 to 363 code for a protein of 94 amino acids.
CGAAAGGAGACGCAUGAGCAAUGCGAAGAUCAAACAUAUGUUAGCGAAGGGUACCGCAAUGUCAUCCGGUACUCCAUUAUGCGGGUACGGGCAGUAUGGAUUCCCUUCAAUUGCCCGACAAUACUCUAUUCCCAAUGGUUUUCACUUAUGUCGCACUUCUUUGGGGGUUUUCUAUCGGUUUUCAGCACUAUCUUUAGAGAAGAUGCGAUAUCUUUCGCUUAUGCUGGCAAAUUGUGGUUGCAUUUGUUGAAUGUCAGCCUCGCCAGUCACAUCGUUAAUCCUGACUCAUCCUUCUUCAACAAUCUCGUCAGAUCUGCUGGCUCCACGUUCCGACAGCUCCCAUGUCGACAAUUGCAGGGGUGAUCCAAAAAGGGGAACACGAUGACAUUCUCUGCGGAAUCUUUGGAUCCAUUAGUUCUUUUCAGAGAACAUUUUUACAAAGCAAGCUACAAUACAGUUUUCG